AUGGACCUUUCUAAUGAAAAGUUUUCGGCUCGCUUUGACGAUGUUCAACAUCGAGAGUCACCAAGCUCGGACAGCUCCGAUCAUGGAAUCGAUGUUGUCCAUGGUUUCGCUGCACACGAAACCACUGUGCGGAAGGGUUACUUCUACAGCAUGCCUUUCAUAGGUACAAUGCUCGCAACAGGUCUUGGACUUGCUUCUGCAACUGGUGGCUUCGGUCUUGCCGCGCCAAAUUUAACGUUGAUCAAUAACGACAUUGGUCCGGAUCCUAACAUUACGUGGGUCAGUUUGGUGUAUACAUUGACCCUAGCCAUUGGCUUGCUGCUUGUUGGUCGAUUGAGUGAUCUCUUCGGGCGAAGAUGGUUCUUCAUCGGCUCAGCAGUACUCGCUCUAAUAGGUUGCAUCGUUUGUGCUGUUGCAAAGACAGUGGGAACCUUGAUCGGCGGUACUACGCUCAUAGGACUUGCAGCUUCUGGACAACAAUCCUUCGCUUUCAUUACUGGCGAGAUUGUUCCAAUGAAGCAUCGUUUCAGUGCCAAUGCCGUGAUGUAUCUCUUUUGCAUUCCAUUCGCUGGACUAGGACCGGCGGUAUCGAAAGCAUUCAUUCUAUACACGAGUGCGGGAUGGCGUUGGUGCUACUACACGAUGAUCAUCGUGAACUUCGUAUCAGGGGUUUUGUUCUUCUUCUUCUAUCACCCACCCACAUUCCACGAAAAAUUUAGAAAUCGAAGCCGAGCACAACAGAUCAAAAACUUUGACUACAUUGGCACCGUCUUAUUCUUAGGGGGCUUCAUCACCUUCCUUCUAGGUCUAAGUUGGGGCGGCUCUGUCUACCCAUGGAAAAGCGCUCACGUCAUCGCCACUAUGGUUGUUGGUGGCAUAAUCUUAAUUAUCUUUACGCUUUGGGAGAUUUACGCAAAGCUCGAAGAGCCUCUCCUUCCAAUGCAUCUUUUUGAGAACUUUGCAUGGGUGGUUGCAUGUAUUCUCCUCGGCAUAGGAGCAAGCAUAUAUUAUGCUAUGGCAAUCAUCUGGCCGCAGAUGAUUGCUGUGCUCUUUACCACUGAUGGAGGUGCAUCGAUGACGGCUGGUUGGUGGGCUUGUUCCCCAAGUAUCGCCAUAAACGUGGGGCAAAUUGUGGCAGGUUUUUCAGCUGAGGCUAUCGGAAAGACCAAAAUUCAGUGCAUGACUGUUCUGACCAUUGGCGGUGCCUUCUUAGGUGCCAUCGCGUACGCUAAGCCCGAUUCCAGUGCGGGAGCUACGGCAUUAAUCAUUAUAUCAAGCUUCUUCAUCGGCUGGAACGAGAGUGUAUGUCUCUCAAACUCCGGCAUCGAGCUCCUCGAUCAACGAGAAAUCGGAACUGCAAUAGGUGCUGCCGGCUCAAUUCGUUCCGCUAUCUCCUCAGUGAGCUCAGCUGUUUAUGUGUCGGUCCUUACCAAUCGUCUUGCAAAGACGAUUCCUACAGAAGUACCGCCAGCGGUAAUCGCUGCCGGUUUACCAGCAUCAUCUGUCCCUGCUUUCUUAUCUGGUUUCACGUCGGGCUCUUUUGCAGAUGUACCUGGAUUGACGAACAGCAUUCUUGCAGUGGGUACACAAGCAUACAAGGUUGCUAGCGCACAUGCAUAUUCAACUGUCUUUUAUACAUCCAUAGCGUUUACUGGAAUCGCUGUGUGUUUGAGUGUAUUUGCACCUAACGUGGACGAUAAGAUGGACGGUAAAAUUGCAGUUACUCUGCACGAGUCUGGGGCAGCAGCUGCCGUCGUGCAAGCGGAUGAGAAGGUCUAAGUGCUGAAAGAAUGAUAUUUAGUCUGUGCUCUCUAAGCCUGAAUCCUUGAC
Verruconis gallopava is the source of this 1830-nucleotide messenger RNA. RefSeq lists its product as uncharacterized. Gene Ontology annotation, biological process: transmembrane transport. The coding region runs from base 1 to 1779 and encodes 592 amino acids. NCBI's taxonomy places the organism in Eukaryota, Fungi, Ascomycota, Dothideomycetes, Venturiales, Sympoventuriaceae. Gene Ontology annotation, cellular component: membrane. The record is from RefSeq and is a predicted model, not a curated record. The transcript has 3 exons. Gene Ontology annotation, molecular function: transmembrane transporter activity.